AAUUCACCAUCACCACCACCAAACUUCCAACUUAGAGAGAAACAAAACAAAUACUAAAAAGAAAGAGAAAUACUGCCAUUUUCACUACCAUCAAUAAGAAGAAAAAUCCCAUAUUAUUCAUAGAUAAUAUCCAUUUCCAUAGCAAUGGCAAUGGAAGUUGAAUCAUCAACAAAAAACAAAGAUGAUUUACCAAACCAAGUCAAGCCCAAAACGAUGCCGUCUCCUCAACAACGAUCCAGCCCUCUCAGAAAGAUCCUCGUCGUGGCAUCCAUUGCCGCCGGAGUCCAAUUCGGUUGGGCUCUCCAGCUCUCCCUCUUAACCCCUUACGUCCAGCUCCUCGGAAUCCCCCACACCUGGUCAUCUUUCGUCUGGCUCUGCGGGCCCAUUUCGGGCCUUUUGGUCCAGCCCAUCGUCGGAUACUACAGCGACCGCUGCAAUUCCCGCUUCGGCCGUCGCCGUCCUUUCAUAGCAGGAGGAGCCACCUGCGUGAUCUUCGCGGUUUUCCUCAUCGGAUUCGCCGCCGAUCUCGGCCAUGCUCUCGGCGAUUCUCUGGGUAAGAAAACCAAACCCCGAGCCGUGGCGUUCUUCGUCGUCGGAUUCUGGAUCCUGGACGUGGCGAACAACAUGCUCCAAGGUCCCUGCCGGGCUCUCAUGGCGGAUCUCUCCGGUGGAGACCAUUCGAAGAUGAGAAGUGCAAACGCGGCGUUCUCGUUCUUCAUGGGUGUCGGAAAUGUGCUGGGUUACGCGGCGGGUUCAUACACGAAACUCUACCACAUAUUCUCGUUUACCAAAUCUCAAGCGUGCGAUGUCUACUGCGCGAACCUGAAGAGUUGUUUCGUAAUCGAUAUCGUUCUUCUAUUGGUGCUCACAGCAACUGCAUUGACAUUGGUGAAAGAGAAAACUCUGGAGGAAAUCAGAAGCGAAGGAGCUGAUGAUGAAGGAGGAGAAGAAGUGGAGAUAGUGAAAACGCCGUUCCUGGGAGAAGUGGUGGGGGCUUUCAGGGGAUUGAAGAGGCCUAUGUGGAUCCUGCUGUUGGUGACGGCGUUGAAUUGGGUCGCAUGGUUCCCGUUCUUGCUUUUCGAUACGGAUUGGAUGGGGAGGGAGGUUUACGGUGGAAAAGUCGGAGAUGGAGGACUUUACGACGAAGGUGUAAGAGCGGGUUCGCUCGGUUUGAUGUUCAAUUCUAUCGUUCUUGGUUUCAUGUCGGUUGGUAUCGAGUUCAUGUCUCGGAUUCUUGGUGGUCCCAAGAGACUUUGGGGAAUUGUCAAUUUCUUGCUCGCUGUCUUCUUGUCGCUCACCGUUUUGAUCACCAAACUCGCUCACUCCACUCGCCGGUUCGAUCCCGCCGGCAAGCUUUUGCCUCCUCCACUUGGCGUCAAGGCCGGUGCUUUGUCCAUCUUUGCCGCCUUGGGUAUUCCUCAAGCAGCGACUUACAGUAUUCCUUUUGCUCUAGCAUCCAUAUUUUGUGAUACUUCUGGUGCUGGCCAAGGCCUUUCUUUGGGAGUCCUGAAUCUCUCCAUUGUCAUACCACAGAUGUUCGUGUCGGUAAUAAGCGGACCAUGGGAUGCUUUAUUCGGAGGUGGAAACUUGCCGGCGUUCGUGUUAGGAGCGGUGGCUGCUUUUGCGAGUGGGAUAUUUGCAAUAUUUGUGUUGCCAUCUCCACCGGUUGAUCAGGUCAAUUCCAAAAUGGCAAGGAGUGCAAGUAUAGCUUUCCAUUGAUAAAUUAAUCAAUCAGUAAAUUUCAAAUAAUUAGGACCCAAUAGACAGUUUUUAGAUUUUUAUUUUUGUUUUGUUUCAUUUUUUUUUUUUUUUUUUUUAAUGAGCUUCUUAAGUUAGUGUUAAAAAAUUGGCAUUUGUAACCUUCGAAAUGAUCAAAUGCCAUCACCUGCCAUUCUCUAUAGUGGCAUAGAAUGUCUCUCUAUCAAUGCGUAAGCAUGCAUAAUAGAAUAUGAUCUUUGUUUUUA
This is a messenger RNA of Ziziphus jujuba (common jujube), 1964 nucleotides long. RefSeq names its product putative sucrose transport protein SUC6. The record is from RefSeq and is a predicted model, not a curated record. The transcript is spliced from 4 exons. Gene Ontology annotation, biological process: sucrose transport. Gene Ontology annotation, molecular function: sucrose:proton symporter activity. The coding region runs from base 145 to 1719 and encodes 524 amino acids. Gene Ontology annotation, cellular component: plasma membrane; vacuole. Lineage: Eukaryota; Viridiplantae; Streptophyta; Magnoliopsida; Rosales; Rhamnaceae.